AUGGGGCAGGCCUCACUCAGGCCUGCAUCGGGCCUGCGCGUUGCCAUAGCGACGAGGCGUUGGCCGCCUACCCCUUUAAGAGCGUUCUUGGAGGCCGGAAGUGGCUCCGCGCGGCGCUCUGGUUUUCUCUUCGUCUCUGUGGUUUUCCUGCCUUUCUGCUUCCGGUGGCGGGCACCGCGAGGGGCGGCGUGGCAGGGGUCUGGGCCUGGGGUGGUCAUAGGCCGAGCUGGAGGUCAUAUUGCGGGCUGGAGGUCUUCUUGGGAAGCCAGCAUUCAUCAGGUGUUCCUGCUGACCAUGGAGUGGCUGCUGGAUCUGCACAUUCACCAAGGUGGCUGAACUGAAGAUCUGUCUGCAUUAUGGCGAGAGUGCUGCUCCUGCAGUUCUGUUUGUUUAUACCUGUGUGGUCUCUUCAGGCUAUAGAAGGUAUUUUUGCCAAAGUAGAUGGUAAAUGUGAAUAAAUUGUAGUUCUUCAA
This is a messenger RNA of Gallus gallus (chicken), 473 nucleotides long. RefSeq lists its product as uncharacterized. The coding region runs from base 1 to 336 and encodes 111 amino acids. NCBI's taxonomy places the organism in Eukaryota, Metazoa, Chordata, Aves, Galliformes, Phasianidae. The transcript has 5 exons. The record is from RefSeq and is a predicted model, not a curated record.